Messenger RNA from Nicotiana tabacum (common tobacco), 842 nucleotides. The record is from RefSeq and is a predicted model, not a curated record. NCBI's taxonomy places the organism in Eukaryota, Viridiplantae, Streptophyta, Magnoliopsida, Solanales, Solanaceae.
AUGCCUAUUAAGAUUACUGAAGUACUUUUCAGUUGGGAUGAAGCUGGAACUGGAGCAAGAGACAAAGAUAGAUGGAGAACUAUCCCAGCAUUGUUUUCUAGCAUUUUGGACCUUUCUUACCCAAGUGAAAUGUUGNGGACCUUUCUUACGCAAGUGAAAUAUUUGCAGGUUAUUGCGAAUUUCAGUGCUUCAUGGUGUGGUCCAUGUAGAAUGAUUGCCCCAUUCUACUGUGAGCUGUCUGAGAAAUAUCUUUCUCUGAUGUUUCUAACAGUCGAUGUUGAUGAGCUUACAGAAUUUAGUUCAUCCUGGGAUAUCAAAGCAACUCCAACUUUCUUUUUCCUCAAGGACAGCCAGCAGAUUGACAAACUUGUAGGGGCCAAUAAACCAGAGCUGCAGAAGAAAAUAACCGCGAUUGCAGACACACAGGUAGUAUGUGAGACACAACCGCAGUAAUGGCUCUCGGAGGUAGGAAUUUUCUUGAAAUCCCUGCUUUCCAAUUUUAUCAAGAAUUCAGGUCUCCAAUGGGACUCCUUCCUUCCUUUGAGUUGCUGUCAUUAUGUUGUACAGUUGUACGUUGAGCCACUACUAAUUUUGGGGACAUCCUGUGUUUGCAAAAGAACUGAAGGCAGUCCAGUCCAUAUUCAACCCCCCUCUUUCGAAACAAAAAAAUCAAAAAUAAAUAAAGAAGUUAAGAAAAUGACGUGAUCAGAAUAAAAGUAGGGUUGCUUGUUUUGAUAUUCUGAUUAUGAGAGAAGGUGCAAUAUGCAAAAAGUUUGUAUCAUAACGUUAUUGACUUGUGUAUAUUCUAUUCCUUGUCAUUUUCAUAUUGGAAUUUCUGAAUA